UCGUUGCUAAGGGCGCCAUGGACGCCACUCGAAGGCCUCUCUAUAUCCCGCCCGAGAUGGGGCUUUACGCGGAAAAACACCGCCUUUUCCAAACAAUGCAGGCCAUGCUUGAAGGUUUGCUGAUCCACAGGCCAGAAAAGCCCAUAGAUUUCUUGAUUGAACUGUUGGAGUUAGACAAUGAUGACGUUCCGAAGAUCUGCAUACUGGGUCCCCCUGCCUCUGGGAAGACGACGAUUGCAAUGUGGCUUUGUAAACAACUGCUGACCCCACGGAUCUCUCGGGAGACUUUGUCUACCCCUCUGAAGUCGCUUCUGUCACGCAAAACAGAGGAGCAUCAGAUGAGCCAACAGGACAUUCCUGCCCAGGUGUUGAUUGAUGUGAUUGAGGAACAGCUGCAGUCAGAGGAGUGCAUCGAACGCGGCUGGGUUAUGGAAGGGAUUCCUGAAAACCGAGAACUUGCACGAGCCCUUCAGGAAAGGGCGAUCGUUCCCAGGCACGUCGUGGUGCUCCACGCGGCAGACACGGUGCUGAUUGAGAGGAAUCUUGGGAAAAGAGUGGACAUCAUGACUGGAGAGGUGUACCAUACGACCUUCGACUGGCCAACUGAUGAGGCAGUACAGAAGCAGCUGAAGGCCCCUGAAGGGAUAUCUGAAGUGGAGACCACAAGGCGGCUCUUGGAGUACCAUCGGAACUUCCCGGGGAUUCUCCAGUCCUUUGAGAAACCGAUGAAACUGAUCAAUGCCGACCAGCCGUGUGCAGACGUCUUCGCCCAAGUUCUGACCCAUGUCCGAGCUCCACCUCGAACACCUGCCCCGUUUUCUCCUCGGAUUAUCCUUUGUGGGCCUCCAGGCUGUGGGAAAAGUCUUCAGGCAGCAUUACUCUCUCAUAAAUACGGUAUCAUCAAUGUUUGCUGCGGGCAAUUGCUAAAGGAAGCUGUAGCCAACGAGACAAAACUCGGAGAACUCAUUAAGCCCUAUCUUGACGACGGAUGGCCAGUCGCAGAUAACCUGAUCAUCAAGGCGCUCUUGGAUCGGCUGAACAGCCUGGACUGCUACACCCGCGGCUGGGUGCUGCAUGGUUUCCCGAGGGACGAGGACCAGGCGAAGCUGCUGAAGAAUGUGGGAGUUGUUCCUAACAGGGUGUUUUUCCUGAAUCUCACAAUGGAGGCGAUUUUGGAGCGUCUGUCUUACCGUGCAGUUGACCCAGUUACCGGGGAAAGGUACCACACCCUGAACAAGCCGGCGCCUUCCAAGCAAGCCCACAAGCGCCUCCUGACGAACCCGAAGGACGUCGACGAGCGCGUGAGGACGAAGGUCGAAAUGUACUUCAGGCUUUCCAGCGGCAUGGAGGAGCUGUUUGAAGAUGCCGUGGCGAUCAACGCCGACCAAGACCCCCAGACGGUCUUCGAGUAUAUCGAGAGCUAUAUCGUCAAUCCGCUGCCCUGCUCCCCAGCCUGGAAAAUGAGCAAACAAACACGAGCUAGCAUUGGCCCUGGGGCGGGCAGUUCUGAGUGA
This is a messenger RNA of Heteronotia binoei (common prickly gecko), 1514 nucleotides long. It is a transcript of the gene AK8, whose product is annotated as adenylate kinase 8. Gene Ontology annotation, biological process: nucleoside triphosphate biosynthetic process. The transcript has 13 exons. Lineage: Eukaryota; Metazoa; Chordata; Lepidosauria; Squamata; Gekkonidae. The coding region runs from base 18 to 1514 and encodes 498 amino acids. Gene Ontology annotation, cellular component: cytoplasm. Gene Ontology annotation, molecular function: ATP binding; nucleoside diphosphate kinase activity; AMP kinase activity. The record is from RefSeq and is a predicted model, not a curated record.